AUGCUCUCCCGCAAGACCACCAACACUUCCACCCCCAACCCUGCCAAACCCAAACGCUCUAGAGCCUCCGCGCCCAAGGUUCGUACGGGUUGCAUUACCUGCAAGACGCGACAUUUGAAGUGCGACGAAGAGAAGCCGACGUGUCUGCGAUGCCGCAACGACGGCUUCACCUGUGAUGGCUACUUGCAGAGCGUCGUUGUAUCCAGCUCGUCCCGAAAAAAGUCCAAGACCGUCUAUGUCCCUUGGCUGCCCACCCCGACUUCAUUUAUCGAUCGCGGUUCGCAAACGGAGCGACGUUUCCUCCAUCACGUCCAACAAAACACCACCAGCCAUCUCACUUUUACCUCAACUCGUCUCGACUUCUGGAACCGGCUCAUCCUUGCCCCUGCCCAGACGAGUGAGGCCGUCCGACAUGCCUUGGUCGCGUUGGGAGCCGCGCACUGGCUCUUCCUCACGCGCAUUCCGAACGCGUCGCCAACGCCAGAAGCACAGCAACUCGAACAUCUCAUCCUCCAACAGUACAACAUGGCCAUUCAAGACUUGACGGCACGGAUGGGCGAGUCGGCAACGACAGACCUGCACCUCACCCUCGCGUGCUGCCUCAUCUUCUUCUGCAUCGAAAGUAUGAUGGGACGCUACACCGAGUCCAUCCAGCAUCUGCGCGCCGGCUCGCGCCUCCUCGCCUCCCCCAACGGCGCGUCUCCCUCACGAGAAAGCACGCCCACCUCCUUCUCCAGCGACGACGCCAUCUGCGAAAUGGCGCAGACCUUCUCCACCCUCGGCAUCCACGCCGCCCUCUUCCUCGACGAGCCCGUCGUCGACGAUCUCAGCCUCUAUUCGCGCUUCAACGGCGCCAGCGAGCUCCUCGAAGGCCCCUUUGAAAGUCUCGCCGACGCGCGUCGACAAAUCUCCGCCAUCGAAGUCGACUUCAACCACAGCUUAGAGGGUGCAGGGGGCAAUGUCGACGCGCCACAAAUGCAGCCCAUCCACCAUCGCGUCCACCGAUGGAUGUCGCGCUUCGAUCAAUCGCGAAAAGUGCUCGGCGAAUCCGUCAAGUCGCAAGCCGAGCAGCACGAGUUCCUCUCCCUCUGCCUCUCGCGUCGCCUUUGGCAAUCCGUCAUACGACCUCACACCCGUGCACCCUCCCCCACCCGCUUCGCCAACGUGACGGAAGACGACCAGGCAUUUACCGAGGUCUUGGACUUGGCGGAAAUGCUCGCAAUGCGGCGGAAAGACAAUCAUCCGGUGUUUACUCUGUCCGCGGACAUUGUGCCCGCGCUCAACUUCAUCUGCGACACUACGGACAAUGCGCAGAUUCAGCGACGCGCUAUUCAUCUUCUCAGGGGGAUGCAAAGGCGGGAAGGCUUGUGGGACAGCGUAGAGGUGGCGGAGUAUCUUGAAGAUUCCCUCUCUGCACGUAAGAUUCUGAGGCACGGAUGGGAUGAUGUUUUAGGAGGACUACCAGGUGCCGCGAGAGCCCUAUCACGCAUGGGCCUCUCGACCCUCAGUCCGAACAAUGGCAUUCUAAUCAUGGCGACAAAGACGCAAAUGCCAGGCUAG
This is a messenger RNA of Neohortaea acidophila, 1560 nucleotides long. RefSeq lists its product as uncharacterized. The coding region runs from base 1 to 1560 and encodes 519 amino acids. Gene Ontology annotation, molecular function: zinc ion binding; DNA-binding transcription factor activity, RNA polymerase II-specific. The record is from RefSeq and is a predicted model, not a curated record. NCBI's taxonomy places the organism in Eukaryota, Fungi, Ascomycota, Dothideomycetes, Mycosphaerellales, Teratosphaeriaceae. The transcript is spliced from 2 exons. Gene Ontology annotation, biological process: regulation of DNA-templated transcription.